AGCCCCCCAGCAGCCCAGGGGCUCCGUGUGUCCCCAGGGUGCCGGGAGCUGAGCUGUGGGACCCCCCCUGCUGCCAUCCCCCCCCUCCAAGAUGUCCUACUUCACUGAGCACUUCUGGGGCGAGAAGAACCACGGCUUUGAUGUGCUGUACCACAACAUGAAGCACGGGCAGAUCUCCACCAAGGAGCUGGCUGACUUUGUCCGGGAGAGGGCUGCCAUCGAGGAGAACUACGCCAAGGCCAUGGUGAAGCUGUCGAAGAUGGCAACCAACGGGACCCAGCUGGGGACCUUCGCGCCGCUCUGGGAGGUUUUCCGCAUCUCCUCGGAUAAGUUGGCUCUGUGCCACCUGGAGCUGAUGAGGAAGCUCCAGGACCUCAUCAAGGAGAUUUCCCGCUACGGGGAGGAGCAAGGACGGGUCCACAAGAAGUCCAAGGAGGAGGUGUCGGGGACCCUGGAAGCCGUUCAGCUGCUGCAGGGGGUGGCUCAGCUGCUCCCCAAAUCCCGGGAAAGUUACCACAGCAAGUGCCAGGAGUACGAGCGCCUGCGCAAGGAGGGCACCAGCCAGAAGGAGCUCGACAAGGCAGAGCUGAAGUCCCGGAAGGCGGGGGAGGCGCUGAGGAGGGCGGUGGAGAAAUACAACCUGGCCCGGGCUGACUUUGAGCAGAGGAUGAUGGACUCAGCCAUGCGUUUCCAGGAGGUGGAGGAAGCUCACCUCCGCCACAUGAAGGGGCUCAUCGGCUCCUACUCCCACUCCGUGGAGGACACCCACGUCCAGAUCGGGCAGGUGCACGAAGAGUUCAAGCAGAACGUGGAGAACAUCGGCACUGAGAUGCUGCUGCGGAGGUUUGCUGAGAGCAAGGGCACGGGGAGGGAGCGCCCAGGAGCGUUGGAUUUCGAUGAGUACCGGCUGGCCCCAGCACAGGAAGGACCCAAAAGGAGCAGGAGUAAAGCUUUCCGGAUCCCUGGGUUGAGCAGGAAGGAGAGGGAGAGGGAUGCUGGGGAAUCCCCGGACACCGAAGUGGGCUGCCCGGAGGUGGAUGAGGAUGGGUUCACCGUGCGCCCCGACGCCCCCCACACCGAAGUGGAGAACCACAUCUGCUCCUCCAGCGACUCCGACUACGACGAGGAGGAACCCCGGAAAUUUUACAUCCACAUCAAACCCGUGCAGCCCCGGGACGCUGGGGACAGCUCCGAGGCCACCGUGGAGCAGCUCAAGGCCACCGUGGGGAACCUCAUCCUGCCCCCCAGCAUCGGGGGCACCGUCAAGCGACAGUCGUCCCGGCACGUGGCAUCUGUGACCCCAGCCCCAAGCGAGCUAGACCCCGAGGGGACGCUAGCAGCAGGUGACAGUGUGGGGAGGGGGUGUCUGGCGACACAGGUGAAGAGUGGGGGGGAGUCCUCCAGCCCCUCACCGUGGACCUGCCAAGGGUCGGGGACGAGGGGGACAGAGGGUGACACACCAGCAGCUCCCCUGCCACAGCCUGAGCCGGAUGCUCCCCCCACCACCCGCUCCAGAGCAUCCCCCCGGGAGGUCCCACUCGUGGCCCCUCCUCGCCGCUCCCGUUCCAAGAGACCGGGGGCCGGGCCGGCUGCGGGCAGCAACACCGAGCUGUCACGCUCGCUGAGCCCCUCACCCUCCUGGAGCUUCGGCCCCUCGCACUCAGCCCCCCCCAGCCUGGGCGAGAGGGGCUUCUUCACCACCUCCCAGCCGGCUCUCGGGGUGUCGCGGGGUCCCAGCCCCGUGGUGCUGGGCUCGCAGGACGCGCUGCCCGUGGCCGCCGCCUUCACCGAGUACGUGCACGCUUAUUUCAAGGGACACGAUGCCGACAGCUGCCUGGUGAAGGUGACCGGGGAGGUGACCAUGUCCUUCCCCGCCGGCAUCAUCCGCGUCUUCAGCGGCCCCGCAGCCCCCCCCGUGCUCAGCUUUCGGCUGCUGAACGCCAGCGCCAUCGAGCAGUUCCUGCCCAACGCCGAGCUGCUUUACAGCGACCCCUCCCAGAGUGACCCCAGCACCCGGGAUUUUUGGCUGAACAUGGGGGCACUUACGGGGCAGCUGCAGAAACAAGCGGAGCUGAGCCCCUCCGCCUCCUACUACAACGUGGCUCUGCUCAAGUACCAGUUCUCCCGCUCGGGUCCCGGGGCGGCUCCGCUCCGGCUCUGUGCCCGCUGGGACUGCGGCCCCGGGACCACCCGGGUCACGGUGCGCUACGGGUACAACGCGGGGGCUCUGGCCCCCCCCGUGCCCCUCGCCAAUGUCCACGUCCUCCUGCCCGUGGAUGAGCCCCUCACCAACCUGCGGCUCCAGCCCCCGGCCAGCUGGAACCUGGAGGAGAAGAGGCUGCUCUGGAAGCUGCUGGAGGUGCAGGGAGGCUGUGGGCGGCUCUCAGCCAGUUGGGAGCCCCUGGGGGGGCCCAGUAAGCCCAGCCCAGUGGCCGCCCAGUUCAGCAGCGAGGGCAGCACCCUGUCCGGGGUGGAGGUGGAGCUGGCGAGCACCGGGUACAGAAUGUCCCUGGUCAAGAAGAGGUUUGCUACAGGGAUCUACCUGGCAGGGUCCUGAGCCACCUCCCCCACAGACCCCUCUGAGCCCCCCCCCGGGGCUCCCCUUUUGGUUGUGUGAAGCUGAAACACUGGAUGGAGCUCGGCUGGGGAGGGGAAAGGGGGGAGGGGGAUUUACCACCGGCUGGGAGCCCCCCCACCCCCCUAAUCAGCCAGCCCCCCCCUCCCUGGCUGUCCCCACGCUGUCACCUGCUGCCUGGCAGUCGGUGUCCCCCCCCUCCCCGUGCUGUGAAGGGAGCAGGAGCUGCUCUUUUAUUAAA
Molecule: messenger RNA, 2816 nt
Organism: Calypte anna (Anna's hummingbird)
Lineage: Eukaryota; Metazoa; Chordata; Aves; Apodiformes; Trochilidae
Gene: FCHO1
Product: FCH and mu domain containing endocytic adaptor 1
Exons: 27
Coding region: 92-2557 (821 amino acids)
Biological process (GO): clathrin coat assembly; clathrin-dependent endocytosis
Cellular component (GO): clathrin-coated pit; cytoplasm; clathrin-coated vesicle
Source: RefSeq, a predicted model, not a curated record